AUGAGGUCAUCCAUGCUGGUCCUGUUCCUCUUCUUCAGUGCCCAGGCUGUGGCCACCACAAGAGGGGACUCGAACAGCACCGCAACACCACAGCAGAGCAACGCCAUCCCCACUGUGGACCCCAAACUUUUCAACAAACGCCACUACCUCUCACCCAGGGUGCUUUUCAGCUCCCAGCCCCCAGAUGCCGAGCCAUCGGGGGCUCAGGGUGGCAGCAGAAGGACCCGUAGGAGAGCAGGGCACUCUCAGCAUCGUGGGGUGUACUCUGUGUGUGAAAGUAUUAGUGUGUGGGUGGGAAACAAGACCAAAGCCACAGACAUCUCAGGCAAUGAGGUGACGGUGCUGCCAGAUGUGAACAUCAACAACGUCAAAAAGAAGCAGUAUUUCUUCGAGACGACGUGUCACAGUUCUCGAUCUGGAAACUCGGGCUGUUUAGGAAUCGAUGCGAGACACUGGAACUCCUAUUGCACCAACACACACACUUUUGUACGAGCGCUGACUUCGUUUAAGAACCUGGUGGCAUGGAGGCUCAUACGCAUCAACGUGGCGUGCGUGUGUGUGCUCAGCCGCAAAUCGUGGCAAUGAAAACG
Molecule: messenger RNA, 590 nt
Organism: Nematolebias whitei (Rio pearlfish)
Lineage: Eukaryota; Metazoa; Chordata; Actinopteri; Cyprinodontiformes; Rivulidae
Gene: ngfb
Product: nerve growth factor b (beta polypeptide)
Exons: 1
Coding region: 1-585 (194 amino acids)
Biological process (GO): neuron projection morphogenesis; positive regulation of collateral sprouting; regulation of neuron differentiation
Molecular function (GO): growth factor activity; nerve growth factor receptor binding
Source: RefSeq, a predicted model, not a curated record